Messenger RNA from Procambarus clarkii (red swamp crayfish), 2918 nucleotides. RefSeq names its product minichromosome maintenance 6 (gene Mcm6). The record is from RefSeq and is a predicted model, not a curated record. Gene Ontology annotation, molecular function: ATP binding; single-stranded DNA binding; single-stranded 3'-5' DNA helicase activity. Gene Ontology annotation, biological process: DNA replication initiation; double-strand break repair via break-induced replication; mitotic DNA replication. NCBI's taxonomy places the organism in Eukaryota, Metazoa, Arthropoda, Malacostraca, Decapoda, Cambaridae. Gene Ontology annotation, cellular component: nucleus; MCM complex.
CGUGACUGGAGUUUGGCGCCAAAAGUAGUGUUGUUGUGAGAGAAGGAGGUGUAGUGGAGGAGCUGGUGAGGUACAGCCACUAUUAUACACCACAACACACCCGGGGCUGAGAGAGCACCAUGGAUGUCGCUGAGACACAGACGGGCCAGAGCCACGUGAAGGAUGAAGUGGGAGAUCGCUGUCAGAAGCUCUUCCAAGACUUCUUAGAGGAAUUUCAGGAGGGAGGCGAGGUGAAGUAUCUGGAGGAUGCCCGAGAUUUGGUGAAGCCGGAGCGUAAUACCCUGGAAGUGUCGUUUGUUGACAUUGACAAGUACAACCAAAACUUGGCUACAACUGUUGUUGAAGAAUACUACAGGGUAUAUCCAUUCCUGUGUCGGUCUGUACGCAACUUUGUGAGAGAUCAUGCAGAAGUUACCGUUGAAAAAGAAUACUAUGUGAGCUUAAUUGAUGUUCCCACAAGACAUAAAAUUCGUGAACUGACCACACACAAAAUUGGUACUUUAGUUCGCAUAUCUGGACAGGUUGUCCGUACCCAUCCCGUCCAUCCGGAACUAGUUGCUGGAACCUUCAUCUGUCUCGAUUGUCAGAGUGUUAUUAAGGAUGUGGAGCAACAGUUUAAGUAUACCCAGCCAACAAUCUGCCGAAAUCCUGUCUGUAGUAACCGUGCACGCUUUGUGCUCGACACAAACAAAAGUCGGUUUGUGGAUUUCCAGAAGGUUCGCAUACAGGAAGUCCAAGCUGAACUGCCAAGGGGGUGCAUCCCACGCAGUGUUGAAAUAGUAGUUCGUGCCGAGGCUGUGGAGAGGGCGCAGGCAGGUGACCGCUGCGACUUCACAGGAACUUUGAUUGUAGUGCCCGACGUGUCGGCCUUAAACCUACCUGGUGCUCGGGCCGAGAGUUCUGCCAGGCAUAAGGGUGAAGACAGCGAAGGAGUAACGGGCCUCAAGGCACUUGGUGUGCGAGAUCUCAACUACAGAAUGGCAUUCUUGGCUUGUUCUAUCACGCCCACCAACCCGAAGUUUGGUGGAAAGGAGAUUCGUGGGGAAGAGAUGACUGCUGAAGGAAUCAAGAGACAGAUGACAGAGCUUGAGUGGAAUAAAGUGUAUGAAAUGUCUCGAGACAAGAAUCUUUACCAGAAUCUUAUAUCAUCCUUGUUCCCAACUAUUCAUGGCAACGAUGAAGUCAAGAGAGGAAUCCUGUUGAUGAUGUUUGGAGGCGUUCCCAAGACAACUAUGGAAGGUACAACACUUCGUGGUGAUAUUAACGUGUGUGUGGUUGGCGAUCCAUCUACAGCCAAAUCCCAGUUUCUCAAACAGGUGGCUGACUUCAGUCCACGAGCAGUUUAUACCUCUGGUAAGGCAUCUUCGGCUGCUGGUUUGACAGCAGCUGUUGUUAAAGAUGAAGAAUCCCAUGAAUUUGUCAUAGAGGCUGGUGCUCUCAUGUUGGCUGACAAUGGUGUGUGUUGUAUUGAUGAGUUUGACAAGAUGGAUGUUAGAGAUCAGGUUGCCAUUCACGAGGCCAUGGAACAGCAGACGAUCUCAAUUACUAAGGCGGGUGUGAAAGCUACAUUGAAUGCACGUACUUCAAUUUUGGCUGCUGCGAACCCAAUUGGUGGUCGCUAUGACCGGACGAAGUCACUCCGGCAGAAUAUUGCCCUUUCGGCGCCUAUUAUGUCACGAUUCGAUCUCUUCUUCAUUCUUGUAGAUGAGUGUAAUGAGGUAACAGACUAUGCUAUUGCCCGGCGAAUUGUUGAUCUACAUUGUCGGAAUGAAGAGAGCAUUGACAGAACAUAUUCUCUGGAGGAAAUUCAGCGCUACAUUAUGUUUGCCAGACAGUUCAAGCCAAAGCUUAAUAAGGAAGCUAGCGAGUACUUGGUGGAACAGUACCGCGGUCUUCGUCAACGUGACUGUUCUGGGGCUGCAAAAUCCUCAUGGCGCAUUACUGUACGUCAGCUCGAGUCCAUGAUUCGAUUGUCUGAGGGCAUGGCUAGAAUGCAUUGUUCAGAUGAGGUAAAACCGAAACAUGUAAAAGAAGCAUACCGGCUGCUUAAUAAAUCCAUCAUUCGUGUUGAACAACCAGAUGUCCAUCUAGAAGAUGUUGAAGAGGAACAGGAGGUGGAGGAGCCCAUGGAGACGGACGAGAACAGGGAUCCGAAUGGUCAAAUUAAUGGUACAAAUGAUGAGGGAGAUGGAGCCACGUCUGAUGCCUUAAAGAAGAAGAAAUUGAAGCUGUCCUACGAAGCUUACCGUAGCAUGUCGAACCUUCUGAUCAUGCACAUGCGGAAUGAGGAGCAGCGCCUUGAGGAAGACGAGUCUGAAACUUCCGGGCUGAGGAGAUCGGCUAUUAUAAACUGGUACUUAAAUGAGAUCAGUGGAGACAUUGAGUCCGAGGCAGAGCUGGUAGAAAAGAAGAUGGUUGUUGAGAAAGUUCUUGACAGACUGAUGUAUCAUGAUCAAGUAAUCAUCCCAUUGACCAGUAGCGGCUUGAAGGGUUCUGCAGCGGCCACUGAAGAUGACGACCCCGAGCUUCUAGUGCAUCCUAAUUAUAUCUUGGAUUCAUAAGUUCAGGCAUGGAAAUGUAACUUAUGCUUCGCCAUUCCUCCGCUCCCUAGCUAUUACUACAAUUUCAUUCUAUUAUACCAUCUGUUUGUCUUGCAUUUUUAAAAUGUUAUUGAAUACUUAAGCAUAGAUUAGUUUUCUGUCCUGUGUAAUAAUUCUGGUUAGUAGGGUAGUGCUAUAAUUUUUUCAAAACAAUCAAUUUGUACAAAGUCAGGACAUUAAAGUAUAACCAUUUUCCUGUAAUAACUAAAUAUGGAUUUUGUUCUAUUGCAAUGAAAAUGCUGCCAACAAAAAUUUAAUUGUUUUCAAGACUAGCAUGUAAAUAUCCCUAUAUUAAAUACAUAUUUUAUAUAUGAAAAA